AUGGUCGAGAUGGGCGUCAGCCUGGCCAGAGACAAGCUGGAUGUCUUUAAACCCCGCUCGGCUGAAGAGGUUGUGAGCAUGAUCCAGGAUCUGACCAAGUCCAGAUUCUUUGACCUUAUUGUGUUGGAUUCCUUGGCGUCUAUGACCUGUGAAAGAGAGCUACGCUCUGACCUCAAGGACGGAGAUAAUUUCGGUGCGAGUGACCUCACAAAGAUUCUCUCCAAGUUCUUCCGACAGGUGGCCCCCAUGCUGAGGCAGUGCCGCACGACCCUCCUUUGUACCAACCAGUUCCGAGGGGGAUCCUUGUUGUUCGGCCCGGUGGAGGUGCCCUUCGGUGGCCAGGCCCUAGGGAGGCGGUCAUCCAUCCGCCUGCGCACCAUCGAGCCACAGAUUCGGGAAAUUGCCGGACGUGCACCCAGCCUCCAGUGUCAGGUGGAGAUCAUCAAGUUCGAUGUGCCCGACCAAAGGCAGACGGCCACCAGCGUGGAGUUCGGGUUGGUCUUUGGCGAAGGUGCGAGUUGGGGCGGAAGCGCUUCGGAUCUCAGCAGUGAGCACGAUGCAGCUGAAGAAGCUCAUGAUGUCAAGAAAGAGGAGAAAGAAGAUCGUGAUGUGAAGGAGGAGCAGGAAGAAGGCAGAGAGUUCUGUGUUGCUCAAUGUUGCUUCAAGCAAGUGAUUAGCGCAGCCCUGCAAAAGAGUGUAGCCAUGGAGAGCAGGUUAACGUGCAAGGCAAUGGUUGUGCUCUGUUGCAUCAGCCUCAUUGAUUGCAUCAACUUCACGAUGCUCAUUCCCUAUGUGGAUGAACUCGUGGCACAUGUGCUUGACCGACCUCGAGGAGAUCCCGGCAUAUCCAUUUGGGUCUCUGCUUUGGUGGGAUCCUAUGCGCUCUGCGAGGUUCUCUUCAGCCCCAUGUGGGGGAUGCUGGCCGAUCGGUUCGGCAGACGUCCAGUCUUGCUUGUUGGGCUUGCUGGAUCCGCAGCGGCUUCGCUGUUAAUGGGCCUUGCUGACAGCUAUCCGGCUGCUCUGGCUGCCCGGCUCUUGGAUGGUUUCUUCUGUGGCAAUGAGUGCGUUGCGAACACUUACCUGGGCGAGCUGGUGGACAGCGAGAACGAGGCUCGAGCCUUCGGCAUCCUGGGUGUUGUCUUCUCAUUCGGCCUCUUCCUGGGUCCUGUGCUCGGUGGAGGUUUGGCACGCCCGGCAAGCUGGGAACCGCAGGUUUUUGCGGGAACGCUGUUUGAGCGCCACCCUUUCCUCCUUGCGAACUUGCUCUUUGCCUGCUUGGUGAUAGCUGUGUUUCUUCUAGGUGCUGCCGCUCUGAAAGAGACCCGUGUGCAUGAGCAAGCUUCAGGCUUGCUGCAAAACGAUGAGGCAAUAGACUUGCAGAGACGCCAAGCUCUUCUUCCCCGGGGCCGAAGACUUUGGCAGCUCUUGAUUGCAAGCAGCCUUCUUUGCGGCUACAUCGCGGCUCGGUUAAACAGCUUCAUCCUCGUCUCCUCCCUACCGAGGACGUUGCAUGGCCUCGGCAUAUCUUCGCAGGAAUUUGCAUGUGUUCAGGCCUGUGCUGCCUUCAUGUUGGCCCUUAACCAGACGACUUGCUAUGGCUGGCUGGUCAGAAAGGUCGGGAAUCACGCUGGCUAUUUCCUGGGGUUGCUGUGGACGAUUGCCAUCACCUUGCCCAUGCCCUUCUACUGCACGGUUACCGAAACGAAUCCGUCCAAGGUGUUGCGUUUGCUUCCCAUCACAGGCUGGCAGGCGACGAGCCAGCUUGGAUUUGGGAUUGCUUUCCCUCUCUGUACGGUUCUGGUGAAUAAGGAGUGCACAGCUCGAAAUCGUGCGGUUGUCAACGGGUGGUGCGGCUCUCUGAAUGCCCUGGCACGUGGCUUAGGACCGGAGCUUGCCGGUGCCCUGGUACACCUGGGCUGCUCCCUAGAGACCCCGGAUCUUCGUUUCGGACGGUACCUCCCGUUCUAUGCCAAUCUGGUUCCUGCCACCGUCAGUGCUAUCCUGGUCCUCCAUCAACGACCUCGAAGCCGAGAUUCCGAUGGAAACACAGCAUGUGAACUCGGGACACAACUAUAA
Molecule: messenger RNA, 2076 nt
Organism: Symbiodinium necroappetens
Lineage: Eukaryota; Dinophyceae; Suessiales; Symbiodiniaceae
Source: the annotation of a GenBank genome assembly